Molecule: messenger RNA, 5670 nt
Organism: Pelobates fuscus (common spadefoot toad)
Lineage: Eukaryota; Metazoa; Chordata; Amphibia; Anura; Pelobatidae
Gene: ZCCHC2
Product: zinc finger CCHC-type containing 2
Exons: 12
Coding region: 211-3216 (1001 amino acids)
Molecular function (GO): zinc ion binding; nucleic acid binding; phosphatidylinositol binding
Source: RefSeq, a predicted model, not a curated record
CGCCACGCUGCUGUUACGUCAUCCGUCAGGCAGGCAGGGGAUUGCGGGGUUCGAGACGGAGCGUUCUGGAACGCGGUGUAUUAGUGUGAAGAUUCUCCAGCUCUCCCUCACGCAGCGACGCGCUAUGUCCUGCCAGCUCUAAACGCUGAGCCCGCCGCCACUGAGAGCUCGCCCGAGCCGUUGGAUGCAGCCGGGGUGGAGCCGCCGAUAAUGCUGAGGAUGAAACUGCCCCAGAAGAAGUGCAAGCACAGGGCGUCUGAUGAAGAGGAGGAGGACGAGGAGGAGAGGCGGCCCGCCGGCAUGCGUGGCCCCUGUGAGAGCCAGGCCGGCUGCCUGCAGCGGGAGGAGGUGUACGAGUGGUUCGUUCAGUGUCUGGGCCCCGCUCAGAGGAUGGAGCUGGCCUGCGGACUACUUGACCUGUGUAACCCGCUGGAGCUACGCUUCCUGGGCUCCUGCCUGGAGGACCUGGCCCGCAAGGACUGCCACUAUCUGAGGGACUGCGAGAGCCGGGCUAACGGGCCAAGCGGGGAGCAGCUGCUGGGGGACCUGGCGGACCCUGCGGCCCGGGCCCGCCUCAUCGUCUAUCUGGCCCUACUAAACUCCGAGAACCGGGAGGUGGCCGGUCGGCUCUAUCGUCUGCUGCUACUGCCUGCCGCCGGCCAGGAGGAGGAGGACAGGGAUCCCGGGGAGGCGGAGGCUGCCCGAGAAGAGCUACUACUGCUCUUUACUAUGGCCUCCCUGCACCCGGCCUUCUCCUUCCACCAGAGGCUCACCCUGAGAGACCGACUGGAGCAGCUCCGGGAGACCGAGUACACCAGCAGCCGAAACCAGGAGAGAAUCCAUGAGUAUAUGCCAAGCCCUGAAAACCAUGUGGUUGAAAACAAGAAAACAACUCACAAUGGAAUUACAGUGACAUCUCAUAAGCUCCAGCGGGAAGCUGUUCACAUUGAGAAAAUAACUUUUAAAGGAGUACAAAGAAAAAGGUCGGACAAGAAUGCAGAGUACACGUUUAUGGUUACUUGGUCAGACCAUUCUGUGACUUCAGUGACAAAAUCACACCAGGAGUUGGUUGAAUUCCUUUUAAUGCUUCCUAAGGAGUUGUCCACUGAUGCUUUUGAUAAAACCAUUUUGCGUGCACUAAACCUGGGCUCCCAGAAGAGGGAAGAAAGACGUUACACUGACCUGGAACCUAUAAUCAGGCAGUUAUUUUCAUCUCCAUCGCAGGCUAUGCUGCAAAAUCCGCGAGUACAUAAAUUCUUCCAGGCGUCCUUGGAAUCUAGCCAUCUUCACAAUAACUUAAUGGCCGCUCCAAAGUCAUGCAAAACUCCAGAGCUUUUUAAAGAAGACAGCUCCGAGGCCUCCAGUCAGGAAGAAGAUAUUCAGCAGCAUGUGGCACACAAGAAGCCUGCUGGAAAAUGUCCCAUUACACACACCCUGGGUCCUAAAAGUUGCUCUUUAAACAGACUUCACAUGCCACACUGCGAACAAAAUGGUGGCACAGACUGGAGGAAGAAAAACGGUCCUGUUUGCCUGCAUUACGAGCACUACAGAAACUCAGGGCACCAGCGCGCAACAGAUAAAGGUUAUUCAUUUCCAGCCGGCUCAGAAUCCACAUCAGAAAGAAAUGUGGAGAAAAUUGAAGGCCAGUCCGUCUGCAUAGUGAAUGGGGUCAAGCCAACUCAGAUUAUGAAGAACAGUAUUGUUAAAGAUACAGACAGUAACUCUGAGGAUUCCACAAAAAACAGAGUUCCAAGUUUCACAGCUUUUGGUACUGUCAAUACAUCCGCUGCCAAACUAUCAGCACAGCUUGGUAUUCGCAAUGAAAGCCUUUUGGAUGACUCCGUGAACUCCAAGUAUCCUCACAUUCCCUUCAUACACUGCUUGAUGCAAAAUGGUGCCGAGAAGCUGGAAGCUGUCAUUUCACCCACUAUACCCACUGCUAUGAAGGCACUUGGCACACCAGUUAGUCCAGUUACAAUGUCUCCUGCAAGGGAAACAUGUCACCAGUGCUCUCUUGUGGUGUCACAAGUUCCUUCAGCCAUAGGGGAUUCAGAAAAGCGUGUGGACCUACUGGCUUCCUCUCAGCAUGGCCCAUCAUCCUUCCUUUCACGUAACUGUCAGCCAAGCAAUUCUUUGCAUUUACCGGUUCACAGGCUGAAAAUGCCUUCUCAGGGGCAGUUGGAAACCAGUACAGUGAAUGGAUCCACACAGACUGGCUUGAAUCUAGGCUCUACCAACCCUGGCUUCAUUCCCAUUCAUAGUCCUGGGGGAUUUCAAGCAUCUCCUGUAACGGUAUCAGACCCUAUAUCUAAACCGGUUUCACAAAUAGUAGGCCUUAAUCAGGUAGUGCCUCAUUUAGAUGGAAAUGCUGGAGCCAUGCCUCCAUCUGUUAACCUAAAAUUGGUUCUCCCAGCCACUAACCUGUCCCCAGCACCACCAUCUGUACCUUAUCCUUUGUCAGGGGCAACUCUUGCAUCUGGUGUGUUGCCCACCCAAAAUACCAAUGUGCUAAAUGCUGCUGUCACCGCUGCUUCUUCUCAGCCUGCCAAUGUUGUCAUGGGACAGGUACAGGCUGGAAUUCCACCUGCUGUUCCUACCCACACACCUGGACCAGCACCAAGUCCAAGCCCUGCAUUGACUCACAGUACUGCACAGAGUGACAGCACUUCCUUUAUCAGUGCUGCUGUUGGCAAUACCAGCACAAAUGGCACCCUCAUACCACCUCAACAGAUGGCUCCUGGCACAUGUGGCUCAUGUGGUCGCCGAUGCGGAUGUGCAAACAGUGGAGUACCACCUAUGGGAAGUUACUAUUAUGCCAACCACAUGCCUGGACAGGUGUACAGAGUUCCACCAUUCUUUCAAUUGCCCUCAAUUUGCAAUGGCACCUACCUCAACCAAGCACAUCAAAGUAAUGGGACACAGAUUCCCUUCUUCCUACAAACACCCUACACAAAUGGACUAAUGCAUGACCCUGUGCUUGGGGGACAGGCUAAUUAUGGCAUGCAGCAGAUAACAAAUUUUCCAAGAUUCUAUCCAAUGUACACAGCAGCACCUAAUGUAGUAGCCAACUCCAAUGCAUCAGGGCCUAAGAAAAAUGGGAAUGUGUUUUGCUCCAACUGUGGGUUAGCUGGGCAUUUUGCACAGGAGUGUAAACAGCCCUCUAUGGAUGCCAAUCAGCAAGGUAAUCGUGAUAGUACCCAAAGGACUUGUUUCUAAAUGUGCUAGUAUUUCCCUUCUCCAUGUUCGUGACUUAGAUGUAUGUGUGAAUGAGUAUUUUCUUUCUUUGACUGUCUACAAUAGUGCCGUGUUCUUUUAUGGAAUUUCCUCACCACUGAUUGUGAGAGCCAUGCUAAGACAAUAGGGAGGGUGGGUGUGCAAAUAGCUUAUACAUUUCCUUAUGUUUUUAAUCCUUUUUGUACCUGAUCAUUUCAUAACUGUGUGCCUCAGUAACACCUUGUCGGUAUCUGUUAUAUUUGUUGAGAAGAGGGUACUUAGUGUUAGCCUUGAGUGGCCAAAUGAAAACAAAAGGGGCAAAAAAAAUAAUUAUCCCAACAUAACUUGCAAAAAAAUAUAUAAAAAUCAUACAUUGAAAAUAAAAAUCCAGAUUUGGCUGAAUAACAAAACCUGGGGCUUGAAUUCCGAGUUAACAAAAGUGCCUCUCUUGUUUUCCUUUUUUUUGUCCCGAUUUAUAAUUUAUACGUGAUCUGUUUCCGUUAUAAGCAUUGACUUAGCAGUUCUUUUUCCUGUUCUAGGAUUUUUCAGGCUGAGGUAUGCAUCUCCCCUUUCCCCCUCCCAUGAUACCUUGGAUUCUGCUGACUGACACCAGUUCACAAAAAAAUAUAAUAAAUGACAAUGUCUACCUGUACAGUUUACGGUGUGGAAGUUUCAGUUUACCUUUUUGAUGCUGUUUAUAGGAGAUAAUCGUUUGCCACCAGUUUAAUGGAGAAAAGAAACGCAGUACUGUGCCAUUAAAUGUAAAUCCUGAAUUGAACAUUAUACAUUAAUGAUUCUGUGCAUUAUUUGGACGCAGCCUUACACGGAAAUAAACAAAUUAAAGUUGUUGGAUUCCCAGUGCUACUUUCUUGGACGCACUCUACAAGCAAAUAUGAAGUUCGGUAUACUGCAUCGUGUUAAUCUUACAGGUUCCUCUUCAGCCUAACUCUGCAACAGCAACUUGAACCGCCCUGAGAACAUUUGAUCUUGGUGUUAAUUCAUGCAAAAUGCAUGGUUCUAGAGUGGGGGGCGGGGAGGAGGAAGGAAUCUGUGUUGAAAUGUUGAAUGAAAUAUGUACCUUUUAGUUAGUUUGAGAAUCAGAUUUAAAUGCCAGAAGGGCAAAACCUGGCAAAUACAAAUUCAUUUUUUUUAUUUAUUUUUUUCCCUACUUUGUCAAGCCUAUGCUUGUAAAACUAUGAACUCCUCACUCAGCUUUUUUUUUUAGUCUGUUCCAAAUAUUUAUUUCUUAUACUUUAAGAAACUCUGAAUUGAGCGACCUUUUUGAAAGACAGGCUUUUAUUAAUGGAGUGGAAGCCGAUCUUUGUUGUCUGUGGCUAAAAAGAAAUGUAAUUUUGGCAACAAGUUUGUAUAUAGAUUCUCAACAGUACAAGAUAUUUUCCACUUUAGAUUCUAACAGUAUUUAGUACAGUUUCUCCCACAUUCUGCCCAGUGUGUCGAGAAACGGAAUUUAUUUUCAACCUUUAACAAUCUACCACUGAGUGUGCUACAUAAUGUGAAUGUUUUGUUUGUUAAAAUGUAUCCGUGUAAUGUCAAAGGUUUAAUGCUGCUGUUCAGAUUUUAUUUAAGAUAUCUUAAAUAGCCAACCAACAUGCACUAAGUCUUUCUUCCAGAUAACAGUUUAUUAUUAUAAUUUUUUUUAUUUUUUUUUGUGCACUGAUGUUAUCGGGAGAUAAUCGUAUAUAUAUCUUUAUCAUGUGUUCAAACAGCAGUGGGUUACCAGCACUGUACAAUGCCCUUCCCCCAUGCAUUCCUUAAUUCCCUCUAUGGGAUAUUCCAGUCUGUUUAAUGCUUUUGGCUUCAUCAGUACUAUGUUCUGUCUCACAGGAAGCCAAAUAUGGCAGUACAACACAAAUAACGACCGGUUAUCUAUACAAAUAUAUAUUUAUAUGUAUUUAUUUAUAUAUAUAUAUAUCUCAGAUCCGUGGUGUAUUGUAAGGAGGAAAAGGCUUCCAUCUAUAAAAGCCACUUCAUGAUUUCUAAAACUUGAAGAACGAAAAAAAAAAAAUUAGUUGAAACUAUUUUCCUUUAAAUAUUUUAUGCUACAUUUUGAGAAGCUAUGAGGCAGUUAAAGUGUUGGUGCAAAAUAUAAAUAUAGUUUAUACAAAGCUUUAAUUUAAGAAUAAAAUAUUUUAUUUGAUUAUUUUUGGACAUAAUUGAAUGGUUUAAAAAGCAGUUAAGCUGUUUAUGGGAAAGGUAGACCAUGAAACCUCAUUGGUAUGAUCUAUCAGCCAGACAUGUCUAAAAUGCAGGUUAAAAUGAGGAUUCAGAUACUGUACUGUAAGCCGAGGGGUUACCUUUGCUUCAUUUGUAUGUUUACCAUAUACUUUGAUAUUUUAAUUAUCUACUGGAAAAAAAGGUUACUUAUAUUUCUAGAAAAGAAUUUCAAUUUUAUGCAAACUUAUUUCCUUGAAUUAACAGCAAUAAAAAAAUAAUAAA